This is a messenger RNA of Ilex paraguariensis (yerba mate), 2754 nucleotides long. The record is from the annotation of a GenBank genome assembly. Lineage: Eukaryota; Viridiplantae; Streptophyta; Magnoliopsida; Aquifoliales; Aquifoliaceae.
GGUCCCACCUCCUGAACCACGUUCUGCACACGCGAUGUGGGCCGGAGUUGAAUAGAUUACUCUGAAAUUCUCUCUCCAUUUGCACAACUUUCUUUCAUCCACUAUCUUCAAUCCUUAUCAAGCCCCGAUCUAAAUCUAACUAACAGCAAGUCAAAUUCCAGUCGAAGCUGAAUUCUCAGAUCGGCCUUCGGUGGUGCGUCUUCAAAUCUUUCUUUUGCUGUGUCUUCAGAUAUGAUGUUCAAUACAACAAUGAGGGUGAACUAGCUCAAGCCAUAGUUUCAAGGAUCUGCUUUGUGUUUUGUGGUAGUGUUCCUUAUCUAGUCAAUGGCUUUGUCGUCAACCUCAAAAAGGAGGUUCUGGGCAGCCUUCAUCUAUGUGGUUCUUUCUUCACCUGCAUGUUCUGGGUUUUAUCUGCCGGGAAGUUACAUGAACACAUAUUCAAAUGGUCAAGUUAUAAAUGCCAAAGUCAAUUCAAUGACUUCUAUUGAAACGGAACUGCCCUUCAACUAUUACAGUCUUCCUUACUGCAAACCUAGUGAGGGAAUUAAGAAAAGUGCCGAGAAUCUCGGAGAACUACUUAUGGGUGACCAGAUCAACAACUCUCCUUAUCGUUUCCGAAUGAAUAAAAAUGAGUCUCUUUACCUCUGCACUACUACCGCACUAAACGAGCAUGAGGUAAAGCUUUUAAAACAGAGAAGCCGUGAUCUGUAUCAAGUGAAUAUGAUUCUUGAUAACUUACCUGCCAUGCGGUUUGCCAACCAAAAGGGGGUUAAAGUUCAGUGGACUGGGUUUCCAGUUGGGUACACACCACCUAAUAGUAAUGAUGAUUACAUCAUCAAUCACCUCCAGUUCAAGGUUUUGAUCCACGAGUAUGAAGGGGCUGGUGUUGAGAUAAUUGACACUGGAGAAGCAGGUAUGGGUGUAAUUUCAGGAGCUGAUAAGAAGGCAGUUUCUGGGUAUGAGAUCGUGGGUUUUGAGGUUAACCCUUGCAGUGUUAAAUAUGACCCUAAGAAGAUGACAAAAUUACAUAGGUAUGAUGGCAUUACGGCUGUUAAGUGUCCAAUGGAGCUUGACAAGUCUCAAAUAAUUAGAGAGCACGAGACAGUAUCAUUUACUUAUGAGGUGGAAUUUGUGAAGAGCAACAUCAGAUGGCCAUCUCGAUGGGAUGCUUACUUGAAGAUGGAAGGUGCCCGUGUCCAUUGGUUCUCAAUCAUGAACUCACUGAUGGUGAUCUUUUUCUUAGCCGGUAUUGUUUUUGUUAUCUUCUUAAGGACAGUGAGAAGGGACUUGACUAGGUAUGAGGAAUUGGAUAAGGAAGCUCAGGCACAGAUGAAUGAGGAGCUUUCUGGGUGGAAGCUUGUUGUUGGUGAUGUGUUCAGAGAACCUAAUCACUCAAAGCUACUGUGUGUUAUGGUUGGAGAUGGGGUCCAGAUUACAGGGAUGGCAGUUGUCACUAUUGUAUUUGCUGCCCUUGGUUUCAUGUCACCAGCUUCAAGGGGUAUGCUGUUGACAGGGAUGAUAAUUCUGUAUCUUUUCCUGGGAAUUGUGGCUGGUUACAUUGGUGUACGUUUGUGGAGAACUAUCAAGGGAACAUCAGAAGAGUGGAGGUCGGUUUCUUGGUUGAUCGCAUGCUUCUUCCCUGGAAUUGUCUUCCUAAUUCUCACUCUGUUGAAUUGCAUUCUUUGGGGCAGCAAUAGUACUGGUGCUAUUCCUAUUUCCUUGUACUUUGUUCUCUUGUCACUCUGGUUCUGCAUUUCAGUGCCUCUAACCCUCUUGGGAGGAUUAUUAGGGACACGAGCUGAGGCUAUUCAAUACCCUGUUCGAACUAACCAGAUUCCAAGGGAGAUUCCUGCUCGUAAAUAUCCAUCCUGGCUUCUUGUUCUUGGUGCUGGAACCCUUCCUUUCGGAACCCUCUUUAUUGAACUUUUCUUCAUCCUUUCUAGCAUCUGGCUUGGAAGGUUCUACUAUGUGUUUGGUUUCCUGCUUGUUGUCCUCCUAUUGUUGGUUACUGUUUGUGCCGAAGUUUCUGUGGUCCUUACAUACAUGCAUCUCUGUGUUGAGGAUUGGAUGUGGUGGUGGAAAGCAUUUUACGCCUCAGGUUCUGUUGCUCUGUAUGUCUUCUUGUACUCCAUCAAUUACUUGGUUUUUGACCUUAAGAGUUUGAGUGGACCAGUGUCAGCUACGCUUUACCUUGGCUACUCACUGAUAAUAGCAAUUGCAAUCAUGUUGUCUACUGGCACCAUUGGCUUCCUGACUUCCUUCUGCUUCGUCCAUUACCUUUUCUCAUCGGUAAAGAUUGAUUGAAAGUUUCCUUUGGGAACCUCAUUGGCCAUUUGAAGGCUCUUGGUGCAUAUGAAGGGAUGGUCUUCUUAGUCCAAAAUUUUCCUUUCGCCAAAUUCCCUUUGAUACGUGAUCACGUUGAACCAUAUAAGAAGGCUAAAGGUGAUUUGGCAAUUUCAUUGAAUGCCUGUGAUCAUUUCUUCUUGGGAGGUUAGAGAAUUCGAUAGUAUACAAAUUGUGAUUUAGCUCUUCUGAUUGUAUUCUCCUACCCAAACUCUUUUGUAAUGGGUUGAACUUCAUAGCCCUGUAUGUUUUUAUCACUUAUUGUUAUACCUUGCUAUUACUUUGUUUAGUUUAAGUUUUUCGAUAAUAAUGGGAAGGUCAAAGAAUUCGGUGAUUCAAAUGAGACCCAUGUCAUUUGUGCCAUCUUGAAGAAUAAAUGUUUUCUUGUCAUCCAUUUGGGAUCUGCUGAAG